AUGGCGCAGCCGAACCCCCUAUCAAUUAGCUUCAAACGAGUACACCGCGUGUCCCCAGUGCAAUCGCGCUUCUGGUUCGCCGAGCAAUACAUGUCCGACCCAACGCAAUCCAACAUGGCCGUGGCCUACAGAACCACCGGUGACUUCGACGUCCGGCGGUUUAAACGCGCCCUGGAGGAAGUCUUGUCGCGGCACGAGACGCUGCAGACUGCAAUUUUCAUGGACCACAACACGCGUGAGUUGUUGCAGGGCGUGCGUGUUGAGCCGGCGCCCUUUUUCCAGUACAUCGAGGAAGAUAUCGACGGGGCUGUGUACACGCGGGAGAUGGAAAAGGCGAAGGAUAUUGUGUGGAGGAUAGACGAGGGAGAUGCGUUUCGGGUUACCCUGGUCUAUUUUUCUCAAGGAGUUGAGCCUGGCCUACCAGCAGAAACCGCUGGGGCGGUACCGCCGCGGUAUACGGACUAUGCGGACGCGCAGUAUCAGGCGAUCGAGUCGGGCAAUCUGGAUCGGCAGUUGAAGUACUGGAGAGAGAAUUUGAUGCCACUUCCUGAGCCGAGUUCCCUGCUCCCCUUUUCACGUGUGAAGGAGCGAGUGGCCUCGAAAGAUUUUGGGAGGCAUACGACCACAACGGAGAUAAGUGCGGCAUGUGCAGAGCGGGUUAAGGCUCUAUCGCGCACAUUGCGCGGUUCGCCGUUCCAUUUCCAUCUCUCUGUGAUUCAAAUUAUUCUCUGUCGUCUGCUUGAAACAGAGGAGAUCUGCAUCGGCACUACAGACGCCGGACGAUCUGACCACCGCUUCGCGCGUACGCUGGGGUUCUUUGUGAACACACUCCCCCUUCGACUCCGUCUAGCCAAAGGUGAUACGUUCACCGAUGUUUUCCGACGAACAGCUUCUACCGCAGUUGCAGCACUAAGCAACUCAGCCAUACCUUUUGGUAUGCUCACAGACAGAUUAAACGUCCCACUUAGCUCAACGCACACGCCGCUCUUCCAAAUCAUGGUCAACUAUCGCAUGGGUGAGACACUCAGUUUACCCCUGGGCAAGACGGCAUCGUUGCGGUAUGUAGACGCUGUGCAGGCGAGAGUGCCUUACGACAUGAGCAUCAAUUUCACGCCUUCAGCGUCGGGCCCGUGGCUGCUCGAAAUUGACAGCCGGAACUACUUGUACACUCGGCAGAGCAUGCAGAUGUUUUCAGAGAUGUAUGCUUAUCUUCUGGAGAGUGUUUGUGAGGAUCAGUCUCUAACUGUCGAUCGGUAUGCAUUGUUCCCAAAGCCUGUCAUUGACGCGACCAUCCGUCUCGGGGAAGGCGAGAUCGUUGACUAUGAGUGGCCGGAAACCCUGGCUGAGCGGAUUGAUGAUAUCACAAGGGAUCAUGCACAGGCUGUCGCGGUGACAGAUGCUGCAGGUCCUCACACCUACGCAGAACUGGCAGCGCGGGUAAACGCAAUCGCGUCUGCACUCGUGGAUAGCGGAGUUCGAGCCGGAUCGCGGAUUGUUGUCUUUUGCGAACCCUCGAUCGAGGCUAUCGCAGCUAUGCUAGCGGUGCUUCGGGUUGGCGCAGUCUAUGUUCCUGUAGAUGUCAGUUUCGUAGCAGCGCGCCAGGCGGCCAUGAUAGAGGAUUGUCAGCCGUCGGUGAUUCUCUGCCAGACAAUGACUGUGCAGAGGGCAAAUAAGUUUAGAAGUCAAGAGACACUCGUUCUCCAUGUUGAUGAUCUUCAAGCCGACGAUAGCCUCGCUCCGACCCCCAUCAGAGGCACCUCCUCAUCUCUGGCCAUAAUCCUCUACAGCAGCGGUUCAACCGGCAAACCCAAAGGAAUCAUGCUGCAACAAGGCCUCUUCACAAACUGGAUCGCCUCUCAAGGGCGCAUGACAUUCUCCUCCCGCCCGGAGACGGUCCUCCAGCAGAGCUCCCCGGGGUUCGACUUGGGUGUCGCACAGGUGCUCCUGGCGCUCUGUUUCGGUGGGAAUUUGGUGAUCGUGCCGCAGCAGAUGCGAUUCGACCCGAUCGCCAUUUCGCGGUUGAUGGUCGCAGAGCGCGUGACGAUGACGCUGGGCACACCCUCCGAGCACACGAUGCUCCUCCGGUACGGGUCGGAUUACCUGACGCUGCUAAGGUCAUGGCGGUAUGCGAUUAUCGGCGGCGAGCUUGUCACGGAUCACCUGGUCAGAGAGUUCCAGGCGCGGUUGGGGGCGCGGUUUUCUCCGGAAAUUACUAUUGUAUAUGGGCCCACUGAAGCAGGGGUUGUCUCGAUGUGUUCAGCAGGCCCAGUGUUGGGAGGUAAAGGACCAACGACCACCACGGUGGUAGGCAAUGUCGGUAGGGCCCUACCCAACACAGCGCUAUACAUUGUGGACGAACACCUUAACCUCCUCGGUCCCGGCUUCCCCGGCGAAGUCUGCAUUGGCGGUGCGGUUGUCGGCAUGGGCUACCUAGACGCUCCAAUGGCGAAGGAAAAAUUCAUCGCCAACCCCUUCGCCUCAGAUGAACACCGCGCGCGCGGGUGGACAAAGCUCUACAAAACAGGAGACCAAGGUCGACUGCUCGAAGACGGCUCACUAGUCUUCAUCGCCCGGAUGGCCGGUGAAACUGUCAUCAAACUGCGCGGAAUCCGUGUGGACCUUGAGGAGAGGGAGGGUGAGUCGCGAUUUCUCGUCGCGCAUGUGGUUCUCGCGCCUGGCAAGGCCGUGACUGAGGGCCAGCUUCAGAAUAUCUUGGCUGAGCUUCCCCUGCCUCAGUCCAUACGCCCGAGUAUUCUCAUUCCCGUCGAUACCAUUCCGACGACGCCGAAUGGCAAGGUCGAUCGGAAGGCAUUGGCGAUGCUCCCGCUGCCUGAGAUCAAGUCCUCUGCUGGCCCCGAGACGGACCAGUCUUUUACGCUUGCGGAGGCCGAGCUGAAGAUAUUGUGGGAGCAAGUCCUGCAGGGGAGCUCUCUCCCAGGAAUGGUGAUCCAGCCAAAAUCCGACUUUUUCUCUGUGGGAGGGACGUCGGUCCUUCUGGCCAAGUUGCAGGGGCUCAUCCGGCAAUCAAUGACAAUAACCAUCCCCCUCGCCGAGCUAUUCAAGGAAAGCACGUUGGGAAAGAUGGCCCGAAUGCUGAGCUCCAAACGGGCGCAAGUCACUGAUGAUACGAUCAACUGGGACGAGGAGACAAAGGUACCCGAACAUUUCCUUGAGUAUCGAUCCCGAGAUCACUGCCAGGACGAACACCACCCACGCACUGCAGGCACGAUCCACAAAGUCCUCUUAACCGGCUCGACCAGCUUCAUCGGCAAAGCAAUCCUGCAGUCCCUCCUCUCGAACCCCAGCAUUACGACAGUCCACUGCAUUGCUGUCGAACCCGAGCAGAUAUCCUCCCUCCCACCCUCUGACCGCAUCACAACUCACCCGGGCCAGCUAAUGGACUCCUUCCUUGGCCUUUCCCAGGACACCCUGAACAACCUGUCCACCAGCAUCGACCUCAUCAUCCACGCCGGCACGUUUGGCAACUGCAUGAACCGCUACGCCUCGAUGCGAACACCAAACUUCCACUCAACAAUCUUCCUCGCCGAGCUCGCCCUCCGUGCACACGUACCCAUGCACUACAUCUCCUCGAACCGUGUGACCCUGCUCUCCGGCGCCACAAUAUACCCACCGAUCUCAGUCUCGGAGUACAAACCUCCAACGGACGGCUCCGAUGGCCUUAUCGCUUCCAAAUGGGCUAGCGAGGUCUUCCUUGAGCGUGUGGCGAAGCAAACAAGGUUGAAUGUGUGUAUCCAUCGCCCUUGCUAUAUUGUUGGCGAGGAAGCGCCGAGCACGGAUAGCAUGAACUGUAUCGUGCGGUUCUCGAAGGAGCUGGGCGCCUUCCCUGCGCAGGAGGGGAUGUGUGGGUAUCUCGAUUUUAGGGAGGUUAAGGAGGUUGCUGCUGAGAUCAUUCAGGAUGCAUUGAAAGUACAUUCUGGUCCUCGUUCUCUAUCCAAGGACGGAAAAGAGCUGGGGGCCGUCAGGAUCAUGCACUAUUCGAGCGGAGUGAAGGUCCCUCUUGGAGAGUUGGGUGUCCGUUUAAGUCAGCUUUAUGGGGGCAGUUAUGAGAAGAUUAGCACGCAGGAGUGGUUGGAAAGGGCUGGUCGGAUUGGGAUGGAGCCUCUUGUUCGGAUAUAUAUGGAAGCUGUCAUUGAGAUGGGGCAGAAGAGAUCAUUUCCUUAUUUGGAGACGCAUGAGUGCGUUAGCGUAGCUAACGGUGCCGGUCACUGA
Molecule: messenger RNA, 4230 nt
Organism: Aspergillus novofumigatus IBT 16806
Lineage: Eukaryota; Fungi; Ascomycota; Eurotiomycetes; Eurotiales; Aspergillaceae
Product: acetyl-CoA synthetase-like protein
Exons: 3
Coding region: 1-4230 (1409 amino acids)
Biological process (GO): secondary metabolite biosynthetic process; amino acid activation for nonribosomal peptide biosynthetic process
Cellular component (GO): cytoplasm
Molecular function (GO): catalytic activity; phosphopantetheine binding
Source: RefSeq, a predicted model, not a curated record